AUGUAGGAAGUCAUAUUGACUAAUGAUGCCAAAGCUAAAGUACUCCAUGACUAUUUAUCUCAAACUUAUGUUCCAUAACUCAGUGAUCAUCUUUUUAAGACAGAUGAAUACCUAAAGUAGGAAUCAGAAGAUUUUGAAAAGAUCAUUAAUUAAAGUGACGAAUUAACAGAAGAGCUAGUUGAAAAAAAAACAAUUAUUAGUCGAACUGUUAAAUAGUUAAUCGAUAAAAUUUAAUCUGAAUAAGAAAAACUCAAAAAAAGUGAAACCUAUAAAAAAGGUAAGAAAGAUGAAUUGGCUGCUAUUCAAAAGGCUAUAGAUUCAAUUUCAAGUGCAAUGAAAGAAACUUGUUCAAAAAUUGAUUCUAAGGAACUUAAUAAGAUAGGCUAAUUGCCUCAAGGAAUGGAUUAAUUUAUGUCAAAAUUGUUCCAUAUCAUCUACAAUGAAGAUCAAGGUAAAUUCAACUGGGCUGAUUUCAAAAAGAAAGUGUUUGAUUAAGACAAAGGCGCUGACUUUUAAAGUAGAUUAGCUAACUUUUAAUUUAAGGGUGUAAGUUAAGAGAAAGAAAACUUAUUACUUGAGAUGAAGGCCGAUCCACAAUUCUAAAAAGUGUUUUAAGAUCCCUAAUACACAAAAGCAUUCUUAGAUAUUGCUGAUUGGAUUCACUUUGCAGUGUCAGGUAUUGAAAAUUAAAAAAAGAAGGACUAAUCAGCAGUUGAAUUUGAAAGGAUUGAUAAGGAAUUUGCAGGAAGAAAGGUUGAAUUAGAAAGUUAUUAAAGAACUCAUGACUUUUGGGUUUCAUAGCUGAAAUAUGUUGAGGAUCAACAAGUGUUAUUGCAUCAAUUGUAACCGAAUAUCAAGCAAGUAGCUCAAGAAAUUUAAGGCAGUAAAGUGUUAUUAGAAUAACAUAUUGGAAAAUUCAUAUAAGGAGCUGAGAAAGUCAAUGAGUUAAUGAUUCCAAACAUUUGAUAGUAGAGAUAAAAUAAUCAUUUAUAAGUCAUAAUUUUCACGAAAA
This is a messenger RNA of Paramecium tetraurelia, 1012 nucleotides long. RefSeq lists its product as uncharacterized. The transcript is spliced from 7 exons. The record is from RefSeq and is a predicted model, not a curated record. NCBI's taxonomy places the organism in Eukaryota, Ciliophora, Oligohymenophorea, Peniculida, Parameciidae.